Messenger RNA from Paramecium tetraurelia, 600 nucleotides. RefSeq lists its product as uncharacterized. The record is from RefSeq and is a predicted model, not a curated record. The transcript is spliced from 2 exons. NCBI's taxonomy places the organism in Eukaryota, Ciliophora, Oligohymenophorea, Peniculida, Parameciidae.
AUGGACACAAGAAAAUAUAAAUAAUUAUCAAGCAAAACAGAAUACGUUCCAAGCAAUUAUAAUGAUCAAAUUCUUGAAGAUAAAGACACAAUCCUUUAAUAUGAUAAAAUAAAAAACGAUUAUAAAUAUUUAGAUGCCACCAUCUUUAAUCUUUGUGAAAAGAUUGCGAUUGGAAAUAAACUUUAAGAAUUAUAUUUCACAAAUCAAUAGCAAUCAUUAAAUAAAUCAUCCCUGCCUAAAUUUAUGAAGUUUUAUGUGCAUAACACAGCUCUUGUUCCGAUUUUUUGUUUUUCUAUUGUAUUCAUGAAGUGGAGAAAGUCUCUCACAUUACAUAAAACAGUGUUAUUAUUAUGUGGAAUGUCCUUAACUAAUGAAUUUUUCAAAUACUAAAAUUGUAUUUAGAUGGACGAAAGUCUGGCCAAAGCCUAUAAAGAACACACACAAGCUUAUGAUGAUCUCUUUGGAAACCUUAUCUAAACAUUAACAUUCAAAGAUGUAUUGAGACUCCUUUUUAACAUCGAUUUAAAAAAAGAAAAAUUACAAAGUGAAUCACAUUAUGAUAAUCUCCUAGUUGAAGAUUUUGCAAUGAAUUAUUAUUGA